Messenger RNA from Moneuplotes crassus, 1427 nucleotides. NCBI's taxonomy places the organism in Eukaryota, Ciliophora, Spirotrichea, Euplotida, Euplotidae. The record is from the annotation of a GenBank genome assembly.
AAGAUUUAAUGCAAAUCGGAGUCUUUGAGAUAGUAGGAGGAGUCCUUCUCUUCUUCGUUACUGUUAUCAGCAAGGGCAUUGGGCUUCUUGGUGCAGGACUCGUCCUGCCCAUUUCCAAGAUUCUCUUUAACCUUUCCCAUAGGGAGUCGAUUGAGGUAGCAUCUCCUGCUAUCCUCUUCGCAGUGUUGAUAAAAUUUAUUGCAUUACUAAUAAGAAAGAAUGAGAAGUACAAGAACAGGAGGGUCGUGGACUUCAAAUUCGCUACAGUGAUCCUCCCACUUGUCUUAAUAGGAGCUUUCUGGGGAGAAGUGUUCCAUGCUAUAAUUGCAAGAGCAAUAGAGUCUGUUAUUUUCUGUCUAAUUGUUGCUUUCCUAUUAGUAAGGACCUUUAUGCAGUCUAUUAACAAAUAUAAGCUUCAUAAGAGACUUCAGAAGAAGAAAAAGAAGAGGAAUUUGAGUGUUACAUGAACUAGAGGAGGAAGCAUUCAUGGAGUCAAUGAUUCCUUAAGAAGCAGCAUUAACUCUGAAAGUAUCAACACUGAAUUCUCUGAAAGUCUUACUAUUAAUGAUGAUAAUGAAGAUUCUGAAGAAAAGCAGAAGAUGAAGAAAUACCUCGAGAAGGUUGAAUCAAUGAGACAACAAGCUUUUGAAGGUAUUGAUGAUAUCCAUAAUCAUCCGAAGUUUGACCAGAAGUAUAAACCUAGAUAUAUAAAAAGAGCUAUUCCAGUUCUGAUAGUGAUAUGCAUGUUAGUUCUCCAGCAUUUGUUAAGAGGAAGCCGAAAUUUUGACUCGACUAUACAGCUAGAACCAUGUAGUACGAAAUACUGGCUAAUAAUGCUCGGAUACACUUUGAUAUUACUUGCCAUAUUCUGAGUGGUAUUCUUGAUAACCAAGUAUGAACGCACUUAUCAUGGAGAUAUUGGUUAUGAAAUAAGUUAUGAUUGGAGUUUAUGGACUUUUAUCAAGGUUACUGUUGUCUCAAUCUUUGCAGGAUACACAACAACUGGGAUUGGAGUAGGCCUUGCAUUCUUAUGAUCUCCUUUACUUCACUCUUUGAACUUUCCUGAGGAUAUCUCAGAGCAUACUCCUCUCUUUUUAGAGUUGAUUGUAAGGACAGUCAAUGUUAUACAUUUCAUGAUAAUUGACAUUGAUCAAUGGACUUACAUGCUCUGGUUUGCAGCAUGGAUUCUACCAGGAGCCUUUAUAGGAGCUUUUAUAGUUCUUCCUUUCAUUAACAACAAUCAUUUCAGGACAUCCGUCAUUCUAGGACUUGGCACAUUGCUCCUCGCAAUAGCUUGAGUAGCUACAGCAGUAAUCGAUGGUAUCAAUAUUGCAAGGGAUGUGAGAGAGGGAGUACCACUUCUAAAUUUCCAUGGGUAUUGUGAUGAAAGCAACUAAUUCACAUCUUAAUUUCAAUAUUGAGCAUAA